AUGGAAUUCUAGGGAUAAACCCCCACCCAAUACACCCAGUUAUCUGCUCCAUUUUCAAUGAUGGUGAGGGCAGAGGGCUUCUUCAGAGGAGUAAAUUCGCAGUUCUGCCACAAGAGGGCGACAAAAUAUCAGAGUUCUCAGAGAGGCAGCAGACAUGAAUGAUGUUUUAAUACCAGAGACAGAGGAAAGGUUUGAAUUAAUUGGAAUGUUUUCAUUUAACUCACCCGAGUGUGUGUGCGCGUGCAAGAUUUACUUAGUAAUAAUUACCUGGGAUGCACAACACGCUCCUGUAAUAUUAAGGUCAUGAAUGAUGAGAAAUAAGAAAUAAUCUGAUGAAUUUUAUUUGCAUAUUUUUAGCUGAUCUGUUACAUUCCGUUACUGUCAGGCCCGAGCUCUGCCGGGGCCUUAUCUCGGCACGUGGGUUCUGGGAUUUAAACCGUAUCACCCACUUCACUAUUUAUAGACGCCUGCUUUCAAGUAAGAGUGUGUGUGUGUGUGUGUGUGUGAGUGAGUGACAGACCGUUAGACAGAUACAGAGAAAAAGAGAUGUUUUUAAUGCAUAUUUAUAAUAUUUAAAAUAUAUAAUAUUUCAUAAAUAUCCGACAUGAUGAGACGUGUAUUUAGAAAGAGACAGACAGAUGAAGCACGGGCUCUCACCUAGUUACCCCCCUCACUUACCCCCUCAGCGACCUUCCUAAAACCUUUCACUGCGCUUGUGCACGAAUCCCGCACGCAUCAAUUUAAUCACCUGAUCGGUGCAGACAGACAGACAGGUGUGCAGGAAGACAGGUGGGCAGGUAAAACAGAAGAGAGGUGGACAGAAGGACACGGGUAAGUGGACAGGUUAUUCACAGCUGUUGGUUUUAGACUGCUUUCAAUACUCAGGGAGAAGAGCGCACGAGCCCGGGAGCACUGAGCAGCGCGCGUGCAAGAACAGGGGGCGGGGCCAAAAGAAGGGAUGAGUGCUGAUAUAAAAAGGACGAGUGGCUAGGAAGAGCAAUAAACGGCAGAUAUUUCAGUAUAGUGCACUAGUGUUAGUUUAUAAUCUUUGUAGAGAUUAUAAUUAUUCAGGAAAUUAAUUCUUUUUUAUAUUAUUGUGGAAUUUCCUCACGCGCGAAGAGCAGAGAUAAACCGGACAUGCCAUGGAGAGAGAAAAGGGCAUGGAGGGCAUCAGAGUUAACCUACAUGAGCGCGAGCUGUGGAGGAAGUUUCAUGACGUCACCACGGAAAUGAUCAUCACCAAAGCGGGCCGACGAAUGUUCCCGAGUUACAAAGUGAAGGUGACCGGUCUGAACCCCAGAGCGAAGUACAUCCUGCUGAUGGACAUCGUGUCUGCUGAUGAACACCGCUACAAAUACACAGAUAAUACAUGGUCAGUGAGUGGGAAAGCAGAUCCGGCUAUUCCGGGUCGCCUCUAUGUCCAUCCCGACUCUCCUGCACCUGGAGCUCACUGGACCAAACAACUCGUCUCCUUCCAGAAACUCAAACUGACCAACAAUCACCUCGACACCUUCGGCCAUAUCAUAUUAAACUCCAUGCAUAAAUACCAGCCGCGGCUACACAUAGUGAAGGCUGAUGAGAAGAACGGUUUUGGUUCCAGCAGCACAGCGUUCUGCACACACUCGUUCCCUGAAACCACCUUCAUUGCUGUCACGUCCUACCAGAACCACACGAUCACUCAGUUGAAGAUCGAGAACAAUCCAUUUGCUAAGGGUUUCCGUGGUAACGACGACAUCGAUAUGCACCGGGUGUCUUGUGCACAGAGUCAGGAAUUCCCGCUGGUACCAAGAACCACAUUUCGCCCAAGAGUCGAUCCAGCCACGCCCUACACACUUAACCCCGCCCUCAUGUCCAGCUACACCUGCUCAGAGCCUCCAGAAAAACACACUCCUGCACCAGAAGACAACUGUUUCAUCAAACCGGACUCCUCCCCUCACCUGCUGAGCUCCUCCUAUCAGGAGGAGUUUGGGUUAAGUAACAGAGGCAGUGCAGACUCAGUGCGGCGUCAGCCGUGUAUGUACACUAACUUACAGUGGGAAUCUUACACUGAGUGUCCACCAUAUUUAGCUUUUACUUCCUCACAGGAAGUGGGCGGGGCUUCAUACUCCACCUCUGAACUUUCCCAAGAGAUCUACCCACAAUACACCUGUGCAGUGGGCAUGCAGUCACAUUGCCCGGGGACUGGUUACGCUCUGUACACGGAGCAAGAGCAGAGUCCCAGUGGGAGCAGUGGAGUGGGCUGGUAACUGAAACACCUCCAAUCUCUGCUGUGUCAGUCUCAGACUUUUGUCUUGGAGCCAUUAUAAGGCAACUGACAGAUGCAGAAGCCCCGCCUCCUUUCCUAUAACUGACUGGUAAAGAGGACACGCCUACUGAUCUGGAACUAACAGAAACAGAACCCAUGCCACCUUCCUGUAACUGACAAGGGGCUGUACUCUUUGCAGGGUAAAAGAGUUAAAGGCCACACCUCCUUUGCUAAGACUCAUAGGCCACACCUCCUUUCUUGGAAAUGACAUGGACAGAGGCCAUUCCAUCUAUCUUGUAAAUGCCCAUGGGACACACCUCCUUCACUAAGACUGAGAGCCUCAGAGGUCAUGCCUAUCUCACUGAGACUGACAGCUACAAAGGCCACACCCACUUGACUGGAACUGAAGCAUACAGAGGCCACACCUACAGCUACAGAGGCCACACCUCUCUCACUGAGACUGAACCCUACAGAGACUACACCCAUAGCUACAGAGCCCGCACUCCUCCUUCACUGAGAUUGACACUCACAGAGACCACACUUCCUUCACUAAGACUGACCCUGACAGAGGCCACACCUACAGCUUCAGAGGCCACGCCUUCUUCACUGAGACUGUCUAAAUGCCUCUAAAUGACUUACAGAUAAAUGCUGCAGAAAUAAAGCACUGAAUCAGAAACAAAUGAUUCAUUACUGACUCACUGGUAAAUGGAUCUGUAACGAAUCUUUAAAUUACAGAGAAAUGAUUCAACAAGGAAUCUAUAAAGUUAACAGCAACACAUUUCACUCACAAAUCAGACAAUAAUAUAAGCAAGAUGAUUCUGAAUCACUGAGUCUAUUUGUUGUGUAUUUUUUAUUUGAAGUAAUUAAAGUCUAAUUUUAUUCACCGACGUCUGUACAC
Hemibagrus wyckioides is the source of this 3143-nucleotide messenger RNA. RefSeq names its product T-box transcription factor 5b (gene tbx5b). Bases 1143 to 2246 code for a protein of 367 amino acids. The record is from RefSeq and is a predicted model, not a curated record. The transcript is spliced from 9 exons. Gene Ontology annotation, cellular component: nucleus. NCBI's taxonomy places the organism in Eukaryota, Metazoa, Chordata, Actinopteri, Siluriformes, Bagridae. Gene Ontology annotation, molecular function: DNA-binding transcription factor activity, RNA polymerase II-specific; RNA polymerase II cis-regulatory region sequence-specific DNA binding. Gene Ontology annotation, biological process: cell fate specification; positive regulation of DNA-templated transcription; regulation of transcription by RNA polymerase II.